AUGCAAGAACAAAAUAAUGAAAACCAAUCACCUCAAGUGAUUGAAAAUGAAGCAGAUAGUGAAUCGAUGAUAUUAACUAAAGUUAAUGAAGAUGGAACUACUUCAAGCUAUUUUGAUAAACGGAAGCUUAAAAUAGCACCAAGGUCGACUUUACAAUUCAAAGUUGGUCCACCAUUCCAACUAUCCAAUAAAUUUGGAAAUGUCGUUGAUAAGAAGACUGGCCAAAGUGUUAAUCUUAAGAUAAUUCCUCGUAUUGAUAGAGGUUUUGAUAAUAUUGAUGAUGCAUGGGUUGGAUAUAAAAGAAACUACUUUACGUUAGUUACUUCAUUCCAAAUUCGUAAUUAUUCACUUGAAAAUUUUUUAGAUUCAUCAUAUCAAGUGGCAUUCCUUGAAAAUUUCUAUAGACAGACUGCUGACAUAAAAUAUUUUGCAGUUAAGAUAAAGGCAAGAACAGAUAAUGAACAUACAGAAAUUAAUUUAGUACAACAUACGGCAAAGAGAGAUAAGGGUCCACAGUUUGUCCCAGAAUUAUGCCCGUUAAUUCCAUCGCCUCUACCAAAACAUCAGAUUAUCAGAGAAGCCUCGAAUGUGAGGAACACAAAUAAAAUGAAGAAAUAUGAUUCAACAUUUUUCUUUCAUAGAGAUCAGGAAGAAAAUAAAUAUGAUACAGAUGGUAUACUUCAUUCUUAUCCAGAUAAUUGUAUACAAAAAGUGGCAAGGUAUGAAAGAGUACAAUUUGCUUCCUCAAUAAAUGUCAAAAAGCCUAGUCAGCAAAAUAAACAUUUUCGUCUUUAUGUUGUAUUAGGAGCUGUAAUUGAGACCAAAAAUCUCGAAGGUAGCUUUAAAACAAACCAUUGCGAUGAAAUUUCUUUUGAUAACGGAGAAAAGGGACUGUUUGUGUAUUUACAAGAAAUGAACACUCCACCUUUAAUAAUCAGAGGAAGAUCACCUUCAAAUUAUACUAGCUCUCAACGAGUGACACUGAGGACUAAUUCAUUGACUCCAUCGGUCACAGAACCAAUUAUUAGUGGUAUCCAAAAUACAGAACAAAUUGAUAAUGUAAAGAAUAUGAAUGUAAAUGAAUUAGCAAUUAUUAAACAACCUGUAAAAAAACAAAAAGUAGGAAGGCCAGCUAAAAGAAAAUCAAAAGUUUUGGAAUUUCCAAAAGUUGAUGCAACCACAGAAUAUAUUUCUCUGUCUUUGGAUACGGAGGGCUCUGCUAACAAAAAAGAUGAGGGAUACUGUAUUUCAAGAAAUACCAAGAGAAUUCAAACGAUCGAUGAAAUUGAAAAAAUAAUGUCUUCUCAACUAUCGCUACAUGAUAAACUAGUUUCGUUAAAAGAUUCUCAAGGAGAUUUGCCAUCUUUCCCUCCUCGUGAGCAUAAAGUUUUUAGGGAUAGACCGGCCUCAUUACGGAACUUAUCUGUUGAUUUAAAAGACAUCGAAUUAAAGCCGUUUCAUUGUUUACCAAAGGAUGAAAUGUGUACAAUUGGGUCACUUGCAUUAAAUUUACCCACAGAUGGUACUUUUUGUAUUGGUUCGAGCUCUCAUAAACGGGAAUAUGAUUUGUUAGAUAGUAGUGCCAAUGAUGAUGACCUUUCACAAUUUCCUGACACAUAUGAAGAUUGGAAGCGCUGCGGAGUUAAGUCAAAAGGAGGGCUAUCAUCGGGAGAAAUAUCCUAUAUCUACAAUGUUACGAAGUGUAAUUAUAAGUUUGAUCGAGAUGGGUCAUUUGAUAAUACCGAGAUUAGUAAUAUAUCAAGAACUAUUCCAAGAAGUAUGGGAGUAACUUCGAUUUGCAGUCUGUCAUCUUCAUCAAAAAGACGAAGUAUCUUCCCAAUAAGUAGUCGGGCAUCAGUCGAUAUGAUACAUGUAGAGCUUAGCGAUACGUCGAUGAAAUUUGAUGAAACUAGUUUUGCAUGA
Maudiozyma barnettii is the source of this 1923-nucleotide messenger RNA. RefSeq names its product transcription factor NDT80 (gene NDT80). NCBI's taxonomy places the organism in Eukaryota, Fungi, Ascomycota, Saccharomycetes, Saccharomycetales, Saccharomycetaceae. Bases 1 to 1923 code for a protein of 640 amino acids. Gene Ontology annotation, molecular function: DNA binding; DNA-binding transcription factor activity. Gene Ontology annotation, cellular component: nuclear chromosome. Gene Ontology annotation, biological process: positive regulation of transcription by RNA polymerase II; meiotic cell cycle. The transcript has a single exon. The record is from RefSeq and is a predicted model, not a curated record.